Molecule: messenger RNA, 2837 nt
Organism: Lutzomyia longipalpis
Lineage: Eukaryota; Metazoa; Arthropoda; Insecta; Diptera; Psychodidae
Product: OTU domain-containing protein 7B-like
Exons: 7
Coding region: 462-2780 (772 amino acids)
Biological process (GO): protein K48-linked deubiquitination; protein K11-linked deubiquitination; mRNA transport
Cellular component (GO): nucleus; cytoplasm
Molecular function (GO): K63-linked polyubiquitin modification-dependent protein binding; cysteine-type deubiquitinase activity
Source: RefSeq, a predicted model, not a curated record
AAGAAGAAGAAGAAUUAGUGUGAAUUUUGUUUUGCAAAAUUAUGAGAUCAUUUAUUUUCCUUAAAAGUGAACAUAUUUUUAGCGACAGGUAAACUCAUUCAGUUUCUCUGCGUUUAAUUUCAAUCCAGUGUGAGUGAGUAUCUUUAGCUAUGUGUGGGAUUUAAUUGCGUUUUCCGUGAUUUUUCAUUCAAUGACAAAAUAAGAAUUUUUCGCGAAUGAUCUGUCAUGUUUGUGUGGAAAAAUCAUGAAGAAAAUUUAAAACGUAAAUUAUCAUUUUCUCUGCGAAAGUGAAAAGUUUUUCCUGCUAAUUACUUCUUAACAUGAAGGGUUUUUCGUGGAAAAUUUACUUUCAUCUUUAGUAAGGCGCAAAAGUGAAAAUAAUUGACAUAUUUGGACGGCAUUGAAGACGCGCGUUUCUGCUUCAUUUUUCAAGGGAACUCCGAGUAAUUCAUGGUCAUCCAAUGGGGUCAAAUAACUUUCCGGGAGCGAUGAUGAAGCAGCAGAUGGUGUAUGAAUUCAUAACAGAGACUGGGGCAUCACAGCCAGAUGCCCUGAGUUGCUUGAGCACCUGGAAUUGGGACUUCCAGAAGGCUCUCAUUGACUAUAGAGACACCUCAACAAGGGAAUAUCUCAGCGAGAAACGCACGGAGGAGAUUACUCCUAGUUUCUGGAGCACAGAAGACACGGAGAAACUCCUUCCGGCAGCCACCACAGCAAGUGAUAUCAGUCAAAAUAAAAAACUCGCGAGGCGAAUCUCAAGGGCUGACGACAACGUGAGCCUCGUGUCCCAGGCUCGUGGGGAAUUUUCGCGUGAUUCAACCAAAGAUUGUAUUUCAAAGAGACCAUGUGAACGCCUCGAUCCUGCAGACUACACCUUCUCCCUCCCAGACUUGUUUGUCUACCCAGAUAAUUUUAGGCGCUUCCUUGAGAGAGAUUUAAUAGAAAACUCAACACUAGUCGCUCUAGAACAGGCCCACAGACUCAAUUGGUGGACGAAUCUGGAGGGUUGCACCAAAAUGUGGCCUCUUUCAACGACAGGCGAUGGGAAUUGCCUUCUACAUGCCGCCUCAUUGGCCAUUUGGGGCUUCCACGAUCGCAAACUUUCCCUGCGAUCGGAACUAUUUCACGUGAUGUCCUCCCCUACGCUGGGGGAGGCAUUUGAGCGACGUUGGCGCUUCCAACAGACGCGAAUUAACAAAAGUGCUGGGUUUGUCUUCUCCGACGCUGAAUGGCGCAAGGAGUGGGAAGCUAUUGUCUUGAUGGCAUCCCCAGAGCCACGAGAAGUGUCCACAGCAACGAAUCUCCGGCGUUAUUCCUUUCCCAUCGACCGGAAAUUCGAUGGGGCCCUUGAGGGGAAUGCAGCAGCUGUGUAUGAGAGUCUCGAGGAGAUUCAUGUACUUGUGCUGGCUCAUGUGCUCAGGAGGACGAUUAUUGUUAUAGCCGACACAGUGCUGAGGGAUCUGAAUGGCGAAGCAAUGGCUCCAAUUCCAUUCGGUGGGAUCUACAUGCCGCUGGAGGUGAAUCCCAAUGAAUGCCAGCGUGAGCCAUUGAUCCUUGCCUACGAUAUGGCUCACUUUUCAGCUCUCGUUCGCAUGGACACAAAGGGAGAUCGUCCGAAUUUCCUUGUUCCCCUCACAGAUAACACCCACAGCCUCCUUCCCAUUCAGUUUGGCAUUGAUCCCGGGAGGGAUUUCGAUUGGACGGGGUAUGAUGGCACUGAGGGGAACUACAGACUGACGGAGCAGGAAAAGAUUGCCCUUCUGAGUGAAUACAUGAACGUCGUGACGGUGCGAAGUCGCGCCAAUUCCGACGAUACAAUCUACAGAGAUUGGAUUGAGGAGGAUGCACUGGAGAAGGAGAUCAAUGACAUUGAGAUCACCUUGGCCAUUGAUGAGACUGAUCAGCCAAAGAUAAGUGAGCCGGGGGCACGGGAGAAGAACCCGGCUGGGAAGCAAUUGAAUAGUGUGGCAAAGCAAUUUGGGAGUAUUGGGAAGAAUAUGAGUAAGAAAAUAAAGAAGAAUAUUGAGAGUUUCACAAAGAUGGGAGGUGGGAGUAAGCACAGUGCGGCGAAGAAGUUCCCCACAGGUGCUGGGGACCCAUUCAAUGGUCACACAACGCGUACAACGGUGGUUUGUGCGCAAAUUCGUGUGAAACAUCAUGAAUUCUAUGAGGCAAUGAUUAAAAACUACCUCGAAUGUGCCCAAGAGAGAUUUGUGGAGUGUGAGCUGAAGGAUGAUGGGAAAAAUGGCUCAGGGGGUGGGCCAGCACCACCCACAGAGAUAAAUGGGGGUGACUACAUGGUGAAUUGUAUAUCGGAUGGCUGUGUGAAAUUUGGCACAGUGGAUACGAGCUACCUCUGCCCGGAAUGCUAUGAGAAUCAGAAGCAGCGAGAAUUCAAUUGCUCCUACUUCGACCAAGUGCCACGCUACGGGACGGGAAAUUCCAAAUUCUACACGCAAGCCGAUAUGGAGAGUCACAAGAAGAUAACACGCAUCCCAUCCGUAAAGCGACUCAAUGAACUCGAUCAAACCAUUUAUCUCUCCAAUUCCACCUUUUUCAAUGACAAACUAGCUCCCAAUGAUGCGGAAAUGUACAUAAAAGUACGCCAAGAGGGGCUACGUGACAAGACACAGGCAAUUCUCGUGGCCAAGGAGAAUCGAAGGCAGAAAAUUGCAUCGAUCUACGAUAAUUUGUGUCCGGAAGAUUGUGACUUUCAGUACUGCACCAAAUGCACCGAUAUGCGUCAUCGAAGCAAGGAAGUUCCCGACAUAUCGCUGUAAGUCAACCCUAUCUAAUCUACCCCUGUAAACACCCACCCCUGCUAAUCAAAAAAGAAA